AUGUCUACGCUAGUUAGGGCAUCUGGUAGAGUGCAAGUUGCUGUCGAGUCGCUAGCACGCCCAAGCAGACAUGUCGCACGAUGCAGUCGACCAAUGGUUACAUUCGCCACAUCAGCUUCCAGCAGCAGACUUACCAAUAACAUGUCUGUCGGCUCGAUAUCGAACGGGCUUCUCUAUCGCGGAAACAAGCAGUCACAAGGUGUAUCAUGCGGUCCAUUCCGUAACUUGUCACAAUCACACUCAGCCGGAAGAGAGCAACUGUCACCAGAUAUACUGCGCAAACAGCUCGAAGAUCAACUCUUCCGUCGUCUUGGGCAAGCCCCUCAAACGCAACAACGCUCAAAACAGCCCGUGCAGUAUCAGCGUUUCGGCGGUGAAGGUGGCGGUGGCAGAGGGAGGCGCUCACUUUUCUCAUCACGCCCGCCUACGCUGAUCCUUGUGGCACUCGGAAGUGCUGGUAUCUACUACGUCGUGCAUCUUGAGCAAGUCCCAGAAACUGGUCGCUGGAGAUUCAUCGAUGUUAGUGCGGCACAAGAGCAUGAAAUGGGCCAAGAAACUUUCCGUCAGACGCUGGCAGAGUAUCGCGAUCGCAUCCUCCCUGCCUCGCACCCGUAUUCGAGACAAGUACGCUCAGUAGCCAGUCGCAUCGUCGCUGCUCUCGACAAAGCUAUCGUCGAUCAAAAUCAGCCACACCACACCAAAGGGGAUCCCUAUCUCACGCACCACUCGCAUGGAGAGGAAGGCGGCAUUACAUACGGCUCAAGUACUUCGCUUAGCAAUGCCGGUGGUGCAUCUUGGUUUGGAAGCCAGUCAGGUGCAGGUUUACAGCAGCAGUCCGCGACGAAGUGGGAAGUGUUCGUAAUUGAUGAUCCCAAGCAGAAAAACGCAUUCGUACUACCUGGAGGCAAGAUCUUCGUCUUUACCGGUAUCCUCCCCAUCUGCGCCAAUGCGGAUGGACUGGCCACCGUCCUCGGCCACGAAGUUGCACACCAAGUCGCACGUCACUCUGCCGAAAAGAUGUCGGGCUACAAGGUGUUGCUGUUUGGUACCUUUUUAUUGGAUGCAUUUGGCUUUGAUAUUGGUCUCAGCAGAGCUGCACUCACGCUGCUCCUCUCGCUCCCCAAUUCGCGCAAGACCGAGCUCGAAGCGGACUAUCUGGGGUUGCGCAUCAUGAGCCGUGCUUGCUUCGACCCGGCAGAAGCGAGCAAGCUGUGGACGCGCAUGAGCGAGUCCGAGGGUGCAAGCGGUGGUGGCGUAUUGAGCAGCGCACAGGCGAUCCUCUCGACGCACCCUGUGUCGAGUCAACGCAUCAAAAACAUGCACAAGUGGCUACCAGAGGCACUCGAGACUAGGAGGGCUUCGGAUUGUCCUCUUCCAGAGCAAGUUUCGGGAUUCCGUGCUGCGGCCGCGUCAGCACGGCAGAACUUCUCGUCGCUAUGA
Molecule: messenger RNA, 1440 nt
Organism: Mycosarcoma maydis (corn smut)
Lineage: Eukaryota; Fungi; Basidiomycota; Ustilaginomycetes; Ustilaginales
Product: metalloendopeptidase
Exons: 1
Coding region: 1-1440 (479 amino acids)
Biological process (GO): mitochondrial protein processing; protein quality control for misfolded or incompletely synthesized proteins
Cellular component (GO): mitochondrial inner membrane
Molecular function (GO): metalloendopeptidase activity
Source: RefSeq, a predicted model, not a curated record